Xyrichtys novacula (pearly razorfish) is the source of this 6188-nucleotide messenger RNA. Lineage: Eukaryota; Metazoa; Chordata; Actinopteri; Labriformes; Labridae. The record is from the annotation of a GenBank genome assembly.
GAUCGUCCUGUACGCCGAGGUGCAUUGUGGGGGAAACGUCAGCCAGCCGCCAUAUCGGUCUGAAGGAGAGAGUCUGGAGGAGUCAUGAGGGGAAUCCGCUCUCUGAACAACCUCUCUGUGAGUCUCUGUCCUCUUUGUCGUCUUGUAACCAACACGAGCUGAACCGGUCUGGUUGUUCGUUUUUUGGAAAAACCUCCGAAUUAAAGGCGCAGUCGGCUCCGGCUAGUUAGCAUGCUAGGUGGCUAGCUAAUGCAGGUUUUUGAUACGUUAGUGUUGAGGCUCUCCGGGGUUUCACCUCAAUCAUCUGCAUUUCUUCUUUAAUUUAAUAAAAUGCGGUUAUAAAGACGUCCUCCUCGUUUUCUUUACCGCUUGUGUAGCUCUGUGUGUGUUUUUCUCCAGCUGGAUGAAACCUGAAGGUCAUCUCCGGACUAGAGUUUCUCGAAUAUUUGGCUCGACUUCACUCAAAAAAGACGCUCCUCUUAUUUAUAUUAAUGAUAAAAUGACAUCCAGAUAUUAUCUAAUAUUCUGUCAUAAUGUCUUAGAGUUGAAUAGUCAGGGCACAGGUCGUAUAUUUGUGGUUUUUAUGGGCUGAUAUUGAUCGGGUCAUUUGGGGACACAGUAGCCUUUCCUCACUGUCCUGCUCCUUUAACACGGUGUGAGUGUCGGCACUUUGAUUUUCCAUAUAUGGGCAUGGGUACGUGACACAUACAACUACAUUAAGUUUAACCUGAAUCAAAGAAAAUCAAUUUACUUUCAUUUUCAGGUAAUUUAGUCCUUCACUGUCUCUGUUGUCAGUUGUCUAAUGGUGAAUAAUUUCGCAUUUAUUACUUUAAAUCGAGUUGAUAUUGUCAAGUUUAUAAGCUGCAUGUUUACUGUCAGUUAUAAGACUUUUGGCUGUAGAUGUUUUUAGUUAUUAACAUACAUGUACUUUCAGAGUUUUGAUGUUAACUGUUAUUGUAACAAAAUAGUGUGUUUUAGGGAUGCAACUAGGGCCCGACUGAUAUGGAUUUUUUGGGGCAGAUGCCGAUACCGAUUAUUGUCCCAGAUUUAAGCGUUUCAUGAAUGAGAACAAAAAUGUUGCAUGUGGGCUCGAACAACGGUUAUUACAGUAGCCCAAUGGGUAGGAUGCACAAGUAAGCAGUCCUGAACAACAGUUUUUACGGGGGUCAUUACAAAGGGCGUGCGUUGCUACUAAAUAGUACCGAGAUGUUGUCUGUGAUUGAUAUCCUGUUUGCCAUCAGAGGACUCCUCAUGUUCAUCUGUUGGUUGUCAUUUGUGUGAGAUCCUCAGAAGACAGCAGGUGUUAUAAAUCAGAGGUGACGUCCGUCUUUGUGAGGUUACACUUAGUCCCAGCUGACCCGCAGGUCUACUGAGGACAGUUUAUUCUCCAUCUGGCUCUUUAAAGGUGACAAUAAAGUUUGUACCUCUUGAUGCCGGGCCACUUUUACUCCAUUAGGUUAGGUCAGGUGAAGCUUGAAUACUUCAGAUGAGCAGCUGCUCGAGAGGUCACAUGACUAACACUUGGUGUCACCACUUCCAACAGAAACGUUGCUAUGCGGCUGCCAGGAGGAGUGAUGCUCUGACUGAACCGCUCCCAGUCCCCAAACCCAAAGUUGCAGCGGCACCCCUCCCUCCUCAAAAUGUCCAGGUAUGCACCACUCUCUCUCUCUCACUCUCUCUCUCUCUCUCUCUCUCACUCUCUCUCUCUCUCUCUCUCUUCCUCUGAUUAAAAUGGUCCAGGGUGUCCACAGAUCAAUCACACACAUUUUCCUCUUCAGGUGUCCAAGCUUCCGAACGGACUGGUCAUCGCUUCGCUGGAGAAUUACUCCCCCAUGUCCAGUGUCGGCGUGUUUGUGAGGGCUGGGAGUCGCUUUGAGACUGUGGAAAACCAGGGCGUCUCUCAUGUGUUGCGACUGGCAGCUAACCUGGUAAUUUACAGAUGAUUUGUAAAGGUGUAAUUCUGCUUUCAAACACCUUGAACCUUUAGUUAUAAGUUUAGAGAUUUGGUACAAUUUGAGUGUUUUUUUGUUUUGCAGACCAACAAGGGUGCGUCCGGCUUCAAGCUCUGCCGCAGUGUGGAGGCAGUGGGAGGCAGCCUGAGGUCAGUGAGGGGAAACUCUUCCUCUCUCUCUCUCAAAUACAUGCAGAUAGACUUGAAUGUAAAUAAUGUGGCUGAUAUCUCAGUGAAAUAAAUUCAUUGUUUAUCUGCAGUGUGACAUCAUCCAGAGAGACCAUGGUCUACAGCGCAGAGUGCCUAAGAGAUCACCUGUAAGUGCUGCCCUCUGCUGCCCUCUGUAUUCUGUUGAGUCCUGGUACGAUCAUGUUUGACUCCACUGUCUCUUUUGGAUGUGUGUUUAUUUUCAUGUGUUUGUUUGUGUUCGCAGAGAUUCAUUAAUGGAGUAUCUGGUCAAUGUAACGUCAGCUCAGGAUUUUCGACCAUGGGAGGUGAAUGACCUGACACCUCGUGUGAAGAUCGACAAGGCUCUGGCUCAGCAGUGUCCUCAGAUAGGUGAGUCCCGAAGAAGCUGUGGCGAACGUCAAUGUCGCUCAUGGAAAUCUGUGAUGGUCGACACAACAUCAAAAUUCCUCACGGUUUAUUUUCUGUUUCUCUUUCGCAGGUGUAAUCGAGGCGCUGCACCAAGCGGCGUACAAAAACGCCUUGUCCAACUCUCUGUACUGCCCUGACCACAUGGUCGGACAUAUCUCCUCUAACCAGGUAUGACGCGUGUUUUUGUUGUGAAGAAAAUUCCCCCCUCUCUGAGUCAUUCUGUGCUAGUUUACAGACCUGAACUCUUGCGUAUCCUCUCCUUGUAGCUGCAGUCGUUUGUUGAAAACAAUUUCACCACUGGCAGAAUGGCCCUUGUAGGACUAGGUGAGUGUUUUCUAGCGCUGCUUUGUGUCACUGCAUCAUUGUGUCACAGUUGCUCUGCUGUCUCGGCUUGACUUUUACUAAAGACACUUUCUUUGAUGCUAAAAAAAUUGUGCACUUGUGGAAAUGUGUUGUGCUUGACUGCAGCAGGACAUUAAUGUCAGUGUUUUCUGGUUUAUGCAUCCAGGUGUAAAGCACUCAGUCCUGAGGCAGGUGGGCGAGGGGCUCCUGAGCUCUCGCAGUGGGGCUGGAGCUCCUGUGGCUAAGGCUGUGUACCGUGGAGGUAAAACUCAAACUCUGAAGCAGAAUUACAUUCUUAGAUAUUUACCACUGCCUUAGAGUCUUGAUGUUAAUGUUUGCAUGUGCUUACGUGAAGGUGAGCUGAGAGUGCAGAACAACGACGAUCUGGUCCACACCCUGAUCGCCAGCCAGGGUGGUGUCUCAGGGAGUGCAGAAGCUAAUGCCUUUAGCGUGCUGCAAAGGGUCCUGGGAGCUGGGCCGCAUGUGAAGAGAGGUGCCAACAUCACCAGCAAACUGAGCCAGGGUAUUGCUAAAGCUACCACACAGCCUUUUGAUGUAAGUCUGAAACAAAGAAGAGCCAAAAAAAGAACCCUGACGUGUUGCGUUUGUUGUAAAAGCUGAAUUUUUGUGUCCUCUAAUCGUCUUUUCAGGCCACAGCUUUCAAUGCCUCGUACUGUGACUCCGGCCUCUUCGGCGUCUAUACCAUUGCACAAGCUGACUCUGCAGGAGAGGUAAAUGCAAAAACAAAUCCAUCUAAAGUGUGAAAACACGACAGAAUCUCCUCUUUACUGAGGAUCAUGCUUGUUUCUGUGCUCUGCAGGUGAUCAAAGCUGCCCUCGCUCAAGUUCAAACUGUGGCUGAGGGAAAUGUUUCAGAGGCCGACAUCACCAGAGCAAAGUGAGUACAGUGAGGAAAUGCUGGACCACAGAUGUGAAGUAGUUUGAGACGCAUCUUUAAAUCAGUUUUUUCUGUGUAGGAACCAGGUGAAAACAGAGUACCUGAUGUCUAUAGAGAGCUCUGAGAGUUUGUUGGAAGAGAUUGGAGCUCAGGCUCUCACCACUGCAGCGUACCAAGCCCCCGACGCUGUUCUCCAAGCUCUAGAUGCCGUCACCCAUGAAGAUGUGGUCAAGGUCAGUAUCUUUCUUUGUGCAGUUUGAUUGUCACAGUUGAGAGAGUUGAGGCUGGUUUCAAACACACUGGGACGAUCUGCCCACUCCUCGGUUCUUCCUUAUUCUGGUGUUUUUCAGCUCAUUGAUUAUACUUCACUGUUUUGAUUAACUCUCAUUGAUCCCAUUAAGCUCAUUUUCAGCAGCAGGCAGCUGUUUCCAGUAAAACAGCAGGCUGCUCAUUCGAGAUAAAACAAGCUUAAAUUUAAAACAUACUCCUCCUGUACAUGGUGGGAUUAUAUUAAGCAGCACUUGUGUUUAAAAUCAUCAAACUGAAUGACAAAUUAGUCUAAACCGAGGCUUAUGAAUUAAAAAUCACAAAAAUGGGAUUGAGCGGAUCAUGGUCCCAAAAAAUGUCAUGAUGUAAAUGAAGGAAAUUACAGUAUGACUCCCUUGAUAUUGUUUUAAUGCAUGAUAACAUUUUUAAAAAGGUGCAAAUCAGGUAAUAUAGGCUUCUGUGUAGAUUCAGGGCUACAUAAACUAUGGAAUAUGUGGUUUAUGUUAACCUGGAAAAGAAUCAAUUAUUGGCAAAGAGUUGAUGUUUUUAUUUUAAAAUAUUGAAUACUUGUUACAGUUUUUUUUUUUGCUAAAUCAAGCUGCAACCUCCUGCACUGAAAACUUACACCCACUAGACUGUAUUGGGUGUCUCACUCAGUGUUACGAUGUGUUUGACCCAAAAUUAAUUUACACUGGAAUAUCCCUUUAAGUCGCCGCCAAAGUACAAAUAUCUACUGCUCUUUAAGUGUCCGCCUGCACUUGCUGCAAAAGCUAAAGAAACUUCAUCAGAUUUCAUAUUAAAAUGAGCAUUUUUACUCCAAAUUGAACAUGUCUGCAGCCCAAUAUAGAGAAGUGUUUGUUAUGUAUCGCACACAAAUUUUAUGAAUUCUAUCCUACAUUUGCAUGAGUUGAGACUGAAACAUUGAUUUAUUCUGUCUACUUACAUAUUCCUGCAUGUGUCCUACUUUUUACCUCAAACCACUUUGACCUGCAUUUACAGCUUUUUACAACAGAUGCAGACACAGAGAACAAAACUGUUCUUUCACAACAAUGCAUCAGGUGGUUACAUACAGGCUUCCCUUUAAACAGGAGAUGCUGCGUAAUAUGUGAACUGGUGUGAUUUAGUGCUCCUGUGAUGUACGAACCUCUGCGGUUCCAGUGUCAAACCACAGCUGAGUCAUUGUAGAAAGUCACGGUAGCAUAAACAUCAUUCAAGCAGAUUCCUGAAUGAUAGUUUUUAAAAAAGCAUGAGCGUAUAGAUUUGUAAUUAACAACCCUGUCAUUUUCCUCACAGGCCGCAACAAAAUUUGUGGAUGGCAAGAAGACCAUGGCAGCUAGCGGACACCUCAUUAAUACACCGUUUGUGGACGAAUUAUGAGAGAAAUACUAAGAAAAAAAAAAGUGAUUUUAACGUGGGCAUGCUGCUGUGUCCGGCUGCUUUAAAAAGGAAGAGGACCUCAAAGCCACAGCUUCCUGCGACAAUGCGUUUAAUGUCACCAAUCAUUUGUAGUCUGUCCUGCAAUACUUGUAAGCACCAACAUGGAGCUGGAAAACCACAAUGCAAUUUCUUUUGUCCAUUUAACUGUAUAUCUAUGUAAAUUAAAGACAUGACAGUAAUAACAGCUGGUUAUGGCUUGAAUUUGUAUGUCUGGUACUGUAUUGGAGGGCUGUGGGGUGAAAAAGUGGUUAAAAGUCGUCUCAGGCUGCAGAUAUUUUUAGCUCGGGAAAGAUUCAUUUCCAUGUGAAACCCAACAGGGGGAGCCAAAAACACAUCUCAAUAUACCUUCUAAUUUGAGAGUGGGUGCUAAAUUUAGACUACAGCCACCUUGUUUUUGCCUGUGAAAGAAGCAGAGAGAUUUUGAUCUUGAGUCAAGGUGGCAAUUUCAGCAAAAUGCUCAUGAGGAAUCUGAAAAAAUAACCCAUAUUUGUUACUUUUUAUCUAUGUGACUAUAAGGGUAGAGUUUUGUAUUGAGAAGCAUCUAAUUGUUUUAACUUCUGUUCAUCAUUAUGCAUCAGAAUUCACUGGAGAAGCAUUUGUUUGCAUGUUUUCUAUUAAUCUUGUAAUGACAUCUGUUGGAUUAAUACAGUGGAGUAAUAAAACCAUGUUUUUCAUGUGUAUACAUAUAUAGUACAAA